AUGGCGUCGGGUCAGCGCCCGACCCCAGUGGGAUGGUAUGAACCUCCUCUCUAUGGGCGAACACUUAGCAUCACCAUCGCCUUUAUCUCCGGCUGCCUGAUAGCCUUCCUUCUAGCAAGCAAAGUGUUUGCGGUGAAGGACUGGCGAUUGCUGCCUUAUACCAUGUGGGGUGAGAUCGAGUCGCCAACCUUCAUCUUCGUCUUCGGAUCCACUGUGCUGCAAUUCGGGGUCGGCACCAAUUUUAACGAACAAGCUUGCACGGCUGCGAUGGGAUUGUGUCUAUUUGCAUACGUAUCUAGCAAGCAGGUUUUCAUCUACUUGUUUCUCGUCGAUAGAGCGCAUAUUGUACGCGGCUCAAAAAAGCCACGUCUGAAGUCAAAACUCUAUAUUUUCAAUUCGUUUGGAAUGCUCGGAAUUUACGUUGUUAUCACCAUCAUGAACUUUGUUCUUCAUAUCGCCGAGUUCGACAAGGGACACUGUGUUAUUGGACUACAAAAACCUGUUAUCAUACCAUUGAUUGGAUUCGAUGCGCUUGUCAAUUUUCAAAGAACCCCAGCCAAUAUCAGAUUGAGGAAAUUGGCAAAGAAAACGUUCAUCGGCUCUUGCUGUACCCUCGCUAGCAGUGUCACGAACUUGACAGUGCUUAUGGCUCUUAAUGGUGAAGAGUCGUGGUUAUGCCUGAUGUGUUGCAACAGUGACAUACUUUUCUCCGCAAUCGUAAUGCACUGGCUUACGUCGAACGAGCACACGGCGUCGAAAAAGCCUGCCUACGCAAAUGCGUACGCGAGGCGCUCGCAAGCAUCCGGCCCUACCUCGAAAUCCGCGACGGACGAGACUGCAGUGGUGGCACAGCCGUUGAUGGUAGCGACGCCGGAAACAGCAAAAUUUGGGCCAUCCGUUGGGGAUACGGGGUGGUCAGCAGACACAGAGGCUAACAGUGCGACACGUGCCUAG
Molecule: messenger RNA, 954 nt
Organism: Diaporthe amygdali
Lineage: Eukaryota; Fungi; Ascomycota; Sordariomycetes; Diaporthales; Diaporthaceae
Exons: 11
Coding region: 1-954 (317 amino acids)
Source: RefSeq, a predicted model, not a curated record